AGUGCUAGGAAUCCCUCAGCCAUUUUAGACUGGAGAGCGGAGGAUUAGCCAGGCAGCAGCGGCGGAGCGGCGGAGCUGCGUGUGUGUUUUCACUGAUUCCCGAGGAUUUCGAUUAUAACCAGUUUACUGAAUAAAGACGCUGGAUAAAGGAGACAAAACGAGGCAGCGCAGAGUCUCCGCUAACCCGAGGAAGGAGCCGAAAAUGGCCGUCGAUCGACGAGACGACAAAGAUGGAGAGCUUAAUGUUCUUGAAGACAUAUUGACUGAUGCUCCAGACCAAGAUGACGAGCUGUACAACCCUGAAAGUGAACACGGUGUCAGUGAAAAGAAAGGGUCCAAAAGGAAGAACGAUCGUGGGGACAGCCACGAUACAAAGCGGCUUCGAUCUGCAGGCCACUCGACCAGGCAGCCAGUUAAAAGGUCAGCCCCUUCCACAGGAGCCAAUGGGAAGAAAGUGACUAAUCUAAGAGGAAGACACCCACCUGAAGACUUUUACGAUGAUAGAAAGAACCAUUCUGGCAGAGGUGGGUCGUCCAGGGCUGACCUGUCUAAAGGGCACAGUGAGAAACCCCUGAACCGGAGCAGAGACCAACAGAGGAGGAUUAAACCGCUGAUGCCGGAGCUGAAUGAGAAGCUGCGUAGGACCAGUGAGAGUAGCAUUGGCAGGGCCAGUCACUCAUCUAAAGAAGAAGAGGAGGAAGCCCGAUCAGAGGAGUACGCUUCAGAUCAGGAAACGGGCAGCUCCGUGGGCUCCUCUGAGGGCAACCGCUCUGACGGGGAGGAAGAGGAGGUCAUGGAGGAGGAAGAGGAAGGAGAGAAGGAUGACGAAGAAGAGGAGGAGGAAGAGGUUGAAGAAGAGGAAGGGGAAGAGGAGGAGUACGAGCUGGAGGAAGGUGACCAGCGGGAAGGGAACGAACAGAACGACUACGACACGCGCAGUGAAGCCAGCGACUCGCAGUCUGAGUCAGUCUCUUUUUCUGACGGAGAGUCUGUACAUUCUGGCUCAGGCUCGGACGCCUCAGAUCAGGAAAGAAAAGAGAAGAAGCACGCUAGAGGGAUAUCACCAAUCGUUUUUGAUAGAAGUGGAAGCUCAGCUUCAGAAUCAUACACAGGGUCUGAGAAGAAGCAUGAGAAACUCCCCUCAUCAGUUCGAGCUGUGAGAAAAGAUCAAACUAGCAAGCUGAAGUACAUCCUCAGAGAAGCCAGGUUCUUUCUGAUAAAGAGCAACAACCAUGAGAACGUUUCUCUGGCUAAAGCGAAGGGAGUAUGGUCCACCCUGCCUGUGAACGAGAGGAAGCUGAAUGCAGCGUUUCGCUCAGCUAGAAGUGUCAUUCUCAUCUUUUCUGUUAGAGAAAGCGGCAAGUUUCAAGGUUUUGCUCGGCUUUCGUCAGAAUCACACCACGGAGGAUCGCCCAUCCACUGGGUUCUGCCUGCAGGCAUGAACGCCAAGAUGCUCGGAGGAGUCUUCAAAAUUGACUGGAUCUGCAGGCGAGAGUUACCAUUCACAAAAACGGCACACCUUUCCAAUCCCUGGAACGAGCACAAACCUGUGAAGAUUGGACGUGAUGGACAGGAGAUCGAGCCAGAGUGCGGGAUGCAGCUGUGCAUGCUCUUCCCUCCAGACGAGAGCAUUGACUUGUAUCAGGUUAUUCACAAAAUGCGCCACAAGAGGAGGAUGCAUUCGGAGCCCCGCUCCCGGGGCCGCCCCCCGCACAGAGAGCCCGCCCCCCGAGACCCGGGAAGGCGUCGCCCAGAAGAAUACGACAUGCACAACAGGAAGCGGCCCAGGGUUGACUAUCCUGCUGAGUUCCCCCAGAGACCAGGUUUUAUCCAAGACCCUCGCAAUCCACCUGUGGACAGGCGCUUUUCUGGAGUAAGGAGAGAUGUGUUCCUCAAUGGGUCUUACAAUGACUACAUGCGAGAAUUCCACCACAACAUUGGACCACCACCACCAUGGCAAGGGAUGGUGAGUGCUGUAAAAGCACCAUACCCAGGAAUGGAGCAACCACCACAUCACCCAUACUACCAGCACCAUCCUCCGCCACCCCAAACCCACCCUCCCUACUCUGGCCAUCAUCCUAUGCCCCACGAUGCUCGAUUCAGAGAGAAGAGGGUUGUUCGCUCUUUUUCUUCUAGUCUGCAUGAUUACGACAUGCGUGUGGACGACUUCCUGAGGCGUACCCAAGCGGUGGUGAGCGGCCGCAGAAGCCGCCCGAGAGAACGUGAGCGACAGAGGGAACGCGACAGACCUCGGGAUGCCCGAAGAGACAGAGAGAGAGAGCGCGGGCGCGAGAGGGACCGCGAGAGAGACCGCAUGAGAGACCGAGAGAGGGAGAAGGAGAGGGGGCGCUAUCGUAGAUAGAAACGUAAAUCACAUGUAAAGCUUUAUUUUAUUUUAUUUUUUCUCAUUUGUUUUGUUUUGGUUUUUUUUUUUUUUCCAGAAAGAGCUUACAGAUUCAUGGAUAAAGCCUAGUCGCUGUCUGAAUUACUCUGACUACUCUGUCAGCAUGGAUUCUCCAUUGAAAAUCCUUUUUAGUCCUAAAACUAGGUGUAAUUCGUGUUCAGACAACGCAGCCCUUGUGUAUUUUUUUUUGUGUAGAUAAUGUAACAGGUUGUCUUUCUGUUGUUGUAUAAAGCUGAACUGUAUUUCACAAAGCUGAACUGUUCCUUUCUAAGUGUUCUUUUUAAAGAUGUAUAUUGUUUUACUGGCUCUAACGGUCGUUUGUAUCAUGCAUGCAUUGUUUUCUACUGUGACAACCAAAAGAAUUAUCUUGUCUGUUUCCUUUUAAUCAUUAAACUUCUGGAGGCAUGGCUGCAGCGAUGUGGCUCGCCGUCCUGGGAGAGAAAUGUUAGGAUAUUGUUUUUCUUUCUUUUCCGUUUUAGGACAAAUCUACCCGUACUUUCCCCGCCUUUCACUGUUAAGCAGCGCUCUCGGUGUCUCUGCCGGUACGGUCUGAGGCUGUGCACGUAUUAGCGUCUGUGUUACGUUAUUGUACAUGGCUAUUAAAAGGACUGUUGAACAGCACAGCACAGCACAGAAGUUGUAUCAAGUGCUUUUUAUCUGGCUUCAUGUUCCAAAUAUUAAGUUUGGGUUUAAAAGAAAAAAGCAAUAUCAUUUUCUUUCUUUCUUCAUUAAGUUCUAAAAGGGUAAAUGAAGGUCAGUAAAGCAACCUGCUGAGAUUUUUUUUUUUGCUUGGGAAAAGUUGGAUCUUUUACUGAUUCAUACCUUUUGUAUUAAAAAAAACAAAACAAAGAACGAA
Astyanax mexicanus (Mexican tetra) is the source of this 3260-nucleotide messenger RNA. RefSeq names its product YTH domain containing 1 (gene ythdc1). Gene Ontology annotation, cellular component: nucleoplasm. The record is from RefSeq and is a predicted model, not a curated record. The transcript is spliced from 17 exons. Gene Ontology annotation, molecular function: mRNA binding; N6-methyladenosine-containing RNA reader activity. Bases 203 to 2362 code for a protein of 719 amino acids. NCBI's taxonomy places the organism in Eukaryota, Metazoa, Chordata, Actinopteri, Characiformes, Acestrorhamphidae. Gene Ontology annotation, biological process: regulation of alternative mRNA splicing, via spliceosome; mRNA splicing, via spliceosome.